This is a messenger RNA of Myodes glareolus (Bank vole), 5329 nucleotides long. The record is from RefSeq and is a predicted model, not a curated record. Lineage: Eukaryota; Metazoa; Chordata; Mammalia; Rodentia; Cricetidae.
GGUCAUCUGUAGAACUCCGCCAAAGGAAAAAGCACAAGACUUCAGGAAGUCAGGAAGCCAGAGCGGAGAAGACCAAAAGCCCCACGGUUCCUGAAAGAGUUUCAAAAUAUUUAUCAUUUCAGCGUUUUGCGAAGGUGCUUAUUGGCUGUAUCGCGGCCGUCGUCAGUGGCGUGAUGCAUGUUUUCUACUUAUCCGCAUACCACGAGCGGAAAUUCUGGUUUUCUAACAGGCAGGAACUUGAACGAGAACUCACAUUUCAGGGUGACAGUGCUAUGUAUUACUCCUAUUAUAAAGACAUGUUAAAGGCGCCGUCGUUUGAAAGAGGUGUUUACGAGCUGACGCACAACAACAAGACCGUCUCCCUGAGGACGAUCAACGCGGUGCAGCAGCUGUCUGUGUACCCGGAGCUCAUUGCCAGUGUUCUCUACCGCGCAACGGGGAGCCAUGAGAUGAUUGAACCAGUGUAUUUCUACAUUGGCAUUGUCUUUGGAUUACAAGGAAUAUAUGUGACAGCUUUGUUUGUCACAAGUUGGCUUAUGAGUGGCACAUGGCUCGCAGGAAUGCUUACUGUUGCGUGGUUCCUAAUCAAUAGGGUAGAUACAACAAGAAUUGAAUACUCCAUUCCUUUAAGAGAAAACUGGGCUCUACCAUAUUUUGCGUGCCAAGUUGCUGCACUUACAGGCUAUUUAAAAAGAAAUCUAAACACUUAUGCAGAGCGGUUUUGCUACCUGUUGAUGAGUGCCUCUACGUACACUUUCAUGAUGGUGUGGGAGUACAGCCACUAUGUCUUGUUUCUGCAAGCAGUCUCUCUCCUGCUGCUGGACGUCUUCUCGGAGGAACAAAGUGACAAGAUUUACGAGGUGUAUAAAAUCUACAUAUUUUCCCUUUUCCUUGGGUAUUUACUACAGUUUGAGAAUCCAGCUUUAUUGGUGUCUCCUUUAUUGAGUUUAGUAGGAGCGUUAAUGCUAAUUAAGUGCCUUCAGCUGAAUGGGAAAAAAGGAACUUUUGUGGCCAAAGUAAUCAAAGUGUUUAAGUUUUAUUUGGUAUGUACUCUGCCGCUGACCUUGAAUUUGAUAAUGAAGACAUUUGUCCCACACAAAGAAAAUGAGCAUGUGCUAAAAUUUCUUGAAGUAAAAUUUGGACUAAAUGUGACUAAGAAUUUUACACUGAACUGGCUGCUCUGUCAGGAGUCUCUCCAGGCACCGUCUCAGGAUUUCUUUUUACGAUUGACACAAUCUUCCCUGUUACCAUUCUAUAUUUUAGUGUUAAUUAUUUGUCUUCUUUCUAUGACACAAGUUAUAUUUAGGAGGAUGAGUGGUAAAUCCCAGAAAGAAAUUGUAACUCUUGAAGAUGGAAGAAUUGGAGAAAGGCCGGAAAUCAUUUAUCAUGUCCUUCAUACUCUUAUACUGGGUUCUCUUGCAAUGCUGAUGGAAGGCCUGAAAUUCCUCUGGACCCCGUAUGUGUGCAUGCUGGCAGCGUUUGGUGUUUGCUCCCCUGAGCUAUGGAUGACACUCUUAAAGUGGCUUCGGCUAAGGACUGUGCACCCCAUCCUGCUGGCUCUUAUUCUGAGCAUGGCUGUGCCCACCAUUAUAGGUCUUAGUUUAUGGAAAGAGUUUUUUCCGAGAUUAAUUACAGAAUUAACAGAACUACAGGAAUUCUAUGAUCCGGAUACCGUGGAACUCAUGACCUGGAUAAAGAGGCAAGCUCCAGUUGCAGCCGUGUUUGCAGGAAGCCCACAGUUAAUGGGUGUGAUCAAACUGUGUACCGGGUGGACGGUGACGAGCUUGCCACUUUACAGCGAUGACGAUCUUCUCAAGAGAAACGAAAAUAUUUACCAGAUCUAUUCAAAGCGAUCUGCUGAGGACAUUUAUAAGAUACUAACGUCUUACAAAGCUAACUACCUAAUUGUGGAAGAUGCCAUCUGCAAUGAGAUGGGAACCGUGAGGGGCUGCAGGGUUAAAGAUUUACUAGAUGUUGCAAAUGGACAUGUGCUUUGUGAAGAAGACAACAAAUUAACCUUUUCAAAGUACGGACGGUUUUGUCACGAGGUCAAGAUUAACUAUUCUCCAUAUGUGAACUACUUCACUCGUGUGUACUGGAACAGGUCCUACUUUGUGUAUAAAGUCAACACUGUGAUUUCCUUCCAGUCUUGAGAAUAGCAGAGCCUUCGCUGCAGAGACUGCUACUUGAAGUCACAUGCAGGUUCUGGCCCUGCACGGUGUCCUGCGGCGGAGUGGAUGUCUGAACUGCUGCUGCUGCUGCACCCACGCCUGCUGCUGGUUCCUGGGUUUAGGGUUUUGUUUGACAUAGAUGAGAUGUCGCUGUCUGAGUAAAGUGUCAGAUCCACCACGGCAAUCUUCCUGACAGCUUUCUUCCUUACUAUCUCCUCAUGAAGCUUAGCUAUCAUAAUAUUGAUCUUUCAUUUGGAUAUUUUUCAAGGUCAGUGUUUACUUCAAAAGCAUAAUUUUUAAUAAGUACAUAAUGUGAUUUAAGUCUAUAGUAGAAGAGGAAAUUCACAAAGCAAGUUUGUAACAUGUGAAUUUUUUACAAUUAAAAAUAAUUUAAAUGUUAGUUAAAGAUAUGUGACAUUUAAAUUAGAAGGGAAAUAACAUAAGGGAAAGUGAUUGUUUUUAUUAUAUUGUUCCUGUCAUCUGCUGCUCGAGUGAUCUAGCAUAUUCUUAACAACACAUAGGAUGAAUUAGCACUUUAAUUAUUCCAUGGCUAUUAAGUGAUUACCUUUCUCACUUAUGCCCAUUAAAUGGCUAACAAUUUAAUCAUGCUAAAACAACAACUUGUGUUUGUUUAUAUAUUUAUGUGUGUGUGUGUGUGUGUGUGUGUGUAUGGACACAUAUGUACACCCAUAUACAUACGUAUGUGUGGACAUUUCAAAGAAUUUUACGUUUUUGUGAUGGUGGAGUAUGCAGUCUAAUCACAUGUUUUCUAUGAACGUAUGAAGUAAAAAUAAUGAACACUGUCACAGUAGUGAUAUGUACACUGCCAUGGGCAUCGUUUUCUGGAGGUGUUGCAGACGCCUUUAAACCACCUGGUUACAAAGUAUAGCCAAUGAAGAGGUGUUAUUUAUGAAACAUUAUAUGUUUAACAGUGAGAGCAAAGUGAGGGUUAAAUAAAACUUCACCAUUUCACAGUACAAAUGCUAAUAUUCCUUUGUGUAUUUGCAUUUUUUUAUCAUUAAAAGAAAUUCUAAGCCAGGGCAGUGACUCGCACCAUUAAUCCCAGCACUGGGAAACAGAGGCAGGCAGGUCUCUGAGCUCCAUGGCAACCAGGGAACAUGGGGAAGCUGUUUCAGGGAGGAGAAGAAGAAAGGAAUUGUAGAUUAAUUUGGCUUUUUAAAGAGAUUGAGGAAGGUGAAGCCUGUGGAGAAACGGUUUGACUGAAAUGAGUAUUUAAUCUUAUGUUAGACAGUUGUUGAGGUCUCUACCUUAUUUGUUAGCGUCCUAAGAAGUUACAUUUUCAGAACUCUAAAUCAGUACUUUAGGAGGAAAAUAAUCUCUUUUCUUUCUGUAGUAGAUAUGUACAGAUAUAUUUUUCUUUUUCAGGUAUGUGCACUUACAGUAACUUUAAGAUGCUUUACCAUUGUGGGGCCUAACUGACAUUUUCAUCCCUCUGGUCUAGCGUCAGUGGGUCUGUCCGCUCUUUUACCUUCUUAUUUUCACGACAGAAAGCAGUUGUGGGCCGGGCGUCUCAGGCUGACGCUGAGCACCUUGGUAGUCAGUAGUGGUUAGCAUCAGGCUUUGUGAAAAAUGACCAGUGCUCAAGUACACAGUACACAGUGAGUAGCCAUUUGGUCAUUCUUAGGAUCAAAUCAUGCACAAGCCGGGCGGUGGUGGCACACGCUUUUAACUAGCGCUUGGGAGGCAGAGGCAGGCCUCUGUGAGUUUGAAGCCAACCUGGUCUACAGUAGCUAGAUCUAGGACAGGCUCCAAAGCUUCAGCAAAACCCUGCCUUGAAAAACCAAAAAACAAACAAACAACAACAAAGCAAAACAAAACCAUGCGGAAGCAGCUUACAUACUGUAAAGGAAAGUACAAACCCUGUUUCCCUUGUAAUAUGAAAUAUUCAAUUGAAUUUUUACUGACAUGGUAACGUGUGUGGUAUUUUAGUUUCUGUUUUUUUUUCCUGAAAUAAUAAUUUGCUUUGCUCCCGUCAAUAUAUUUCUUAAAUAGACACAAAGAAUUUCUUAAUUAAAAGUUUAUAGUUAGUCCCAGGCAUAUGGUGUACUCUUUCAUCCCCAACUCUGAGGAGGCAGAGGCAGGUGGACCUCUGGGUUCAAGGCCAGCCUGCUCUACAGAGUGAGUUCCUGGACAGCCAGAGCUGUAGAGUGAGACUCUCUCAAAAAACCAAAAAAAAAAAAAAAAAAAGUUAAAGUUUAUAAUUAAAUUUUCCCUCAGAAUCAACUGAAACAGAGACAUAAGCUUUAUUGUAGCGAUUAUAUUGGCUGUGACUGUGUAGGUCAGGGGCAGAGGGCUCGGGUAGCAGGUACAAGGCCCUGAGUUCAGUCCCUGGCACUACCGAAAAAAAGACAAAAAUGAAGGAAAGAGAAGAAUAAAAUGUUAGGUAUGAGAGAUAAGUUGAAUUACUUCAAUCUUAACUGUCACCAACACUAGAAAACUAUUAAUUGCUGAGAGCAUUUAACUUUUUACUUAGUAACGUAUAGAACAAGUGAAAAAAUCUGCAAGUAGUUGUAACUGGGCGCCUCGCAGCCGUCAGGUUCAGCAGUGCAGGAACAGAGCUUGUGGGGUUGGGGAGGAAGGAAUUCCUCAAAGAAACAAAACAUUUUGCUCUUAAUGUAACAAACCUAUCGAAAUAAGUGCCUUAUCGUCUUUAUUUCUAAAUUUGAUAUUUUAUAUCAGCCACUAUUGGUAACUUUUUGUACAUUGGUGAAAUAGAGGAAGGCUGAGGAGGAAGUCCCACGGUAGAGCACUUCCUUGAGAUUUACCCCACUGUGCACUGUCACCAUUAGCUUCAGUAAUGAGCAAAUCCGUGUCCGGAAUGUGCAGUCUCCUCACUAAGUCAUUCAGCCUCUCGGGCGCCAAGUAGUCCGCGAAGAGAGACUGAGUUGUUAGGGAUGUGAUACGGGCUCUGCGAGUUUAGUACUUUUCUUAUGACCUGGCAUCUGCAUCCUGGUGUUGGGCAUUGUACUGGCAGAGUCAUACAGUCUUCAGCCCUGACUCGGCACACGCAUGCACACAGGCACUUCUUUCCCGACAGUAACCCAGAUUGCCGGUCACCUCAGCGUUCUGACUCUUCCAUACCAGCCAGAUUCAGUCAAUAAACAAUGGAGAAAAAGAAGUCAAAGUGUUAACCAUUU